AAAGAGAUAGCAUGCAUAUCAAGUCUCAUCCCAACACAGCACAUUUACAUACUUUCUCUUCCUGAUCUUAAAUUACACCAUAAAUUAAAUUUAAAAAUGCAGUACCAUAUGCAAGAACUAUCAUCAUCAUCAUCAUCAUCAUGGGGAUCAUACCCAUACUACAUGGGAGUAGCAAGCAUGAACAACACAGGAACAUCAUCAAAUAUGAUGAUGGACCCACUAGAGAGAGUAGCAAGAUUAGCAUCAGAAAGUGCAGUUGUUAUAUUCAGUAUGAGUAACUGUUGUAUGUGUCAUGCAGUGAAAAGCUUAUUAUGUGGAAUGGGAGUAAAUCCAAGUGUAUAUGAACUUGAUCAAGAUCCAAAAGGUAAAGAUAUGGAAAGGGCUUUAAUAAGAUUGCUUGGUACAUCUGUUCCUGUUGUUUUUAUUGGUGGUAAACUUGUUGGAGCUAUGGAUAGAGUUAUGGCUUCUCAUAUUAAUGGCUCCCUUGUUCCUCUCCUUAAGGAAGCUGGUGCUCUUUGGCUUUAAAUUAAUUAACUUACUCUAAUCAUAAUUUUAGUUAUCACUAUAAAUUAGUUUUACUAGAGUAGUUAUUGACCAUUGAAGAGUACUUUUAUUUAUUUUUAUUUUUUUUUAUAUAGGAGUUAGUAUGAAUAUUAUGAUGCCCAUUAAAUUAAAGAGGCAAAAAAUAUUGCACACAAUUUUGGAAGCAUGAAAUGUGGAUAUGUGUGUUUGGAAGAAGAGGGUUGUAAUUUAAUUCUCCAAGGAAAAAAAUCAUCCAUAGUAUUGAUGUUAAUAAAAUCUAAUUUCAUGAAUUAUUAUGAGAGUCGGUACUGAUUUGUAAAUGAUGUUUAUUGCAUCACCAAUAUUCACUAGAAUAUUUUACUAUUUCAAACUGUUAAAUAUAGUAAUCUUACCUCUAUGAGUGAUAAGAAAUUGAGUUAAGAAUUACACUUACCUCUAUGAGUGAUAAGAAAUUGAGUUAAGAUAUUUUUUAUUUUGAGUUUUGACAAUGAUCAUACUUUUUUUUUAAUUUUUUUUUCACACAUUUAACUUAAUUUUCAUGUCAUUUAUAUUUUUCCAAAAUUCUCAUAAAGUAUUAAAAUAUUUUUUACAUCUUUUUUAUUUUUUUCUUAGUUCAUACUAUAAAUGUACUCUUAUAAACUACCACACCCUGCUGAACUUUGAUCUACUAUUUAAUAUCUAAAUUGAAUAUCAAGGAAAUACCAUCUGGAAAAAACCAUAUAGCUAUGGAUGAAGUUAAUUUAUUAAUAUGGGACAUAUAACAUCAAUAAGACACGCAUACGAAAUAUUUUAAUAUUUCAUUUAAUAUCCUGGACAUACACAACCUUUUUUUUUACUUACAUGGUAGGAUAAGAGAAUUAGAGAGACUUGAAAAUCAGAUUUUUACAAUAUUAUUUGAAAAAUGAUACGAAAUCCUACCCGAUUCUCGAAAUAUGCAGUUUUAUGAUUUUUUGAUGUUUAAGCUUUUCGUCGGCUGUUUUUUUUUUGUUAGAUUCUAUGCUACGAGACACGAGUAUUUUCUGCUUACGGAACAACAUUGACCUGUUUUGUGGCCUGACAACCAUGCUAAACCUGUGCUGAACAGUUAUUAACAUAUUAUGGUCUGCGUAUGAACUACCUCGCUUUGGUUUCCAGGAACAUUUUAUGGUUAUCAACUAAUUAUUCGUGUGAUCUCUUGUUAUAUACUAUAUCAAAGAGCAAAAAAAAUUGUACCUAAAUUAGACUAUUAAGAAUUUUAAUUUUUUAAACUCAGGCUGAUAAAGUCAAAUGACAUACUUCUUCUAUUUGAAGAUACUUGAACCAUUUGACUUUUCAAGUAAUUCAAUGUACUAAUUCAAUCCUUAACAUACUCUCUCUAAUCACUAAUAAUGUCUCAUUUUGCUUUAUACAUUCUAUUCAACGCACUAAUUCAAUCCUUAAUAUCUCUAAUAGUGCAUAAUUAAAAAUUAUAUAAAGUUGAUAUGAAUAAUUCUUACAUUAAGACGAAUUAAAUAAGAUUCAACUUGAAUAUGUUUUAACUUAUAGAUUAAUAAUUAAAUACAAACUAAGAGUGAAAGGUGAAUAGUAUCUAAAAACCAAAUGGGACAUUACUAGAAAAUUGGAGAGAGUAUUUAAUUAUGUAUAACAAAAAUUAUAAAAAUUUGAUAUUAAUAAUCUUUACAUUAAAACGAAUAAAAUAAGAUUUCACUUGACUAUAUUUUAAUUUAUAGAUUAAAAAUUUAUCACAAAUUAAAAUUAAUAAAUAAAUGAUGCAUUAUAUUAUAAUAUUGCAAGUAAUAUUAAACGACGUAUGUAUAAAAGUAUUUUAGAGCAGUAUGGGUAGAUAAGAAGCAAGGGGUAUUAGGCUGACGCCUGACGGUAUGAGAUAGGAUGGAUGAAUAAGGACACAUAAGACUUUAUAUUCACCAUCUAUUUAAUUACUCCCUCCAAAAUACACCAAAUUUUCCAUUUAGUUUUUGCAUUCUAUUUAAUGCACUAAUUUAAAUUUAAAUAUCUCUAAUAGUACAUAAUUAAAAAUAAAAAAAUUUAAUAUUAGUAUUGAUUAUAUUGACAUAAAUCAAAUCAGGUCCUACUUGACUAUAUUUUAACAUCUAGAUUACAAAUAAAAUAAAAACUAAAAGUGAGCGAUCAAUAAUAUCAAAAUAAUCAAAUGGAUAAUUUGUUUUGAAUGAGAAAGACUAUUAUUUUAUGGUGGAUAAAACUUUCAACUAGUCUCUUGAGAGACCGUCUCUUUAAGAGACAUAGCCCAAGUCCAGCCCAUUAAAGAUUGAUGUCUACUUAUCGUAAUCUUAAUCCCUACUUACAUUAUCCUAAAUGAUUAUUUACCGUAUUCUUAAUGCCUACUUUUUAUAUCUUAAAUGUAUACUUACAUCAUUCUUAAUGCCUAUUUACAAUAUUUUAAAAUAUAUAUAAUAGGCCGAUCCAAUUAAAUAUGGUCUUUCAAAAAGACUG
Molecule: messenger RNA, 2973 nt
Organism: Amaranthus tricolor (Joseph's coat)
Lineage: Eukaryota; Viridiplantae; Streptophyta; Magnoliopsida; Caryophyllales; Amaranthaceae
Product: glutaredoxin-C1-like
Exons: 1
Coding region: 97-525 (142 amino acids)
Source: RefSeq, a predicted model, not a curated record